AUGCGGAUCAGACCUUGUGAUAUGCGUGCGGCGUGGGGGCGGCACCGGUGGCUGCCCCUGUUGCUGCCCCAGUGUAGGAGCGUAGACCAGGCUCUUGUAGAGUUUGGGUGGAUGCAAGGGCUGGCGCCGGACAACAUAGUGCAAGGCAACGCAGUGCAAGGCAACGCAGUGCAAGGCAACAUAGUGCAAGGCAACGCAGUGCCAGGUAACACAGCGGCACGCAGGCUGCUGCGCGGCUGCGCCGCGCGGUUCCGCGGUGUGCCCUUGCAGUACGUGCUGGGCUCGCAGCCGUUCGGUGCCGCUGAGCUGGUGUGCAGGCCCGGCGUGCUCAUACCCCGGUGGGAGACAGAGGAGUGGGCGCUGAAGCUAGCCAGGGCCAUUGCGCGGUACAGCUCGCAACAGCCUCUAGCACAGCCGCUGAAACUGACGCUGGUGGACCUGUGUACUGGCACCGGGUGCGUGCCCAUAGGCAUCCACGAUGAGCUUGCCCGUGCGCCCUCCCUGAUCAAGUACACCGCGGUCGACGUCUCGCCACAGGCCAUCGACCUGUGCCGGCUGAACGUCGGCCGGCGGGCCAUCGAGGUUAAGCAGGUGGACGUGCUGCGCCAGGACUCGCCGGCGGAUAUCGUGGGUGGGCUUGGGCCCGGGCGUGGGCUUGGACUUGGGCGUGGGCCAGCGAUAGAUAUACUGCUGUGCAACCCGCCAUACAUCCCGCGCAAAGCGUUCACGAGAACCACUGCGAGGUCAGUGAGGCUCUACGAGCCCAGGCUGGCCCUCAUCGCCGACAAAGAGUUCUACAAGAACCUGGUGGACGUGUGGUCUCAACAUACUAACUCAUUUGUGUAUGAGAUCGGGGACUCGUCGCAGUACGAGUACGUAAAGCAGGCCCUGGACCCGAGUGUCUGGUCUGUAGGACUGCACAUCGACUCCAAUGGCUGUCCCAGAGCGGUCUAUGGCUACAGAAACAGUAUACCAUCAAUUGCAUACAUAUUCGAGGAGUUUAAACAGCCAAGGUAUGUAUGA
Nakaseomyces glabratus is the source of this 1023-nucleotide messenger RNA. RefSeq names its product S-adenosylmethionine-dependent methyltransferase (gene MTQ1). NCBI's taxonomy places the organism in Eukaryota, Fungi, Ascomycota, Saccharomycetes, Saccharomycetales, Saccharomycetaceae. Gene Ontology annotation, cellular component: mitochondrion. Gene Ontology annotation, molecular function: nucleic acid binding; protein methyltransferase activity. Gene Ontology annotation, biological process: protein methylation. The record is from RefSeq and is a predicted model, not a curated record.